Exophiala viscosa is the source of this 1199-nucleotide messenger RNA. RefSeq names its product HIT-like domain-containing protein. The coding region runs from base 367 to 1185 and encodes 272 amino acids. Lineage: Eukaryota; Fungi; Ascomycota; Eurotiomycetes; Chaetothyriales; Herpotrichiellaceae. The record is from RefSeq and is a predicted model, not a curated record. Gene Ontology annotation, biological process: single strand break repair. Gene Ontology annotation, cellular component: nucleus. The transcript has a single exon. Gene Ontology annotation, molecular function: single-strand break-containing DNA binding; double-stranded RNA binding; DNA 5'-adenosine monophosphate hydrolase activity.
CAUUCUCAAGUGUACAAGGGAUUUAGAAUCUCACUUCAUAUCCAUCGCAGAAGGAGAUGUUGCAUCUGUAGUGCCCAAGUGUGGCCUGGGACGAUCUGGUCUGCUGAUCACGAUGCACAAUAAAGAUUCGAAAAUGACAAAUUGUAUUCCCUCGAAUCGCUGUCUGUUGAUUUUCAAGUGUACCUGGUAUGGCUUCACAGCCUUGCGAGAUCUGUCACACCAUCAAUUCACGGCUUGCAUGAUGUAAAAGAAUAACCGAUCAAAACCGGCUACCUUGUCUGCAAAUCCACUGUCACCACGUUACACGACACUCUCCUGUAUGAUUACACGCAUAUCAGCAUUUCUGAAAGAAAACCCUUCUCAACAAUGGCGACCAAAGUUGACGGGACAGAAGCUGACAAGGCUUCCGAAGCAGUUGCAACGUCUAACAAGCGCAAUGCCUUUUCGGAACUCAUGUCGCCCAAAGCGAAGCAGCCAAAAGCAGAGUCUCCAAAGCACAUUGGAAAGUUGAGCAAUCCGAAUGAUCCUCGCAAUGGACUUCUUGCCUACAUCCUCGAGCCUACAAAGUAUCACCCAAACAUCGUCAUCAAGUAUAAUGACCGCUUCGUCCUUAUCCGCGACGCCUUCCCAAAAGCCACGAUCCAUCUACUGUUGCUCCCGAGAGAUGCAUCCAAAAGAGAUCUUCACCCUCGCGUUGCUCUGAACGACCAGGAGUUCCUCAACGAGGUACGAAGUGAGGCCGCGGCAGCCAUUGACUUGGCAGCAUCUGAACUCUCCCGCCAGAUCAGUCGUUAUUCAGAAUCAUGCAAAGCUCACAUUGCAGCCAUGGAAAGUGAGGAGCUUGUCGAUGAGCUACCGCCUAGUCGGGACUUUUCCAAAGAGUUUCGAGUGGGCAUUCAUGCACACCCAUCAAUGAACCAUCUCCACGUUCAUAUCAUCAGCCGCGACAUGCACUCGGAUCGAUUGAAGCAUCAAAAGCACUACAACAGCUUUAACACGGACUUCUUCAUCCCCCUUGAGGACUUCCCGCUUGCAGAAAAUGACAUAAAACGGGACACCAGCUACCAGAACGGUAAUCUCAAACAGGAGUACAAAUGUUGGCGAUGCGGGAAGAUGUUUGGGAACAAAUUCAAACAGCUCAAAGAACAUUUGGAGGAAGAGUUUCAGGUGUGGAAGCGGGAAUAGAAUGCAUUGACUCG